This is a messenger RNA of Photinus pyralis (common eastern firefly), 1422 nucleotides long. RefSeq names its product alcohol dehydrogenase 2-like. The record is from RefSeq and is a predicted model, not a curated record. Lineage: Eukaryota; Metazoa; Arthropoda; Insecta; Coleoptera; Lampyridae. Bases 180 to 1349 code for a protein of 389 amino acids. The transcript is spliced from 8 exons. Gene Ontology annotation, cellular component: cytoplasm. Gene Ontology annotation, molecular function: oxidoreductase activity, acting on the CH-OH group of donors, NAD or NADP as acceptor.
CAUGGUAAUUAAAAUACUAAUACGUAUUGUUAGUACAUACGCAACUUAUAUCAAUGCCAUAAUUUUCUUAUUUAUCCAGACUAGCAGUUUACAUAAAUACAGGGGCUGCAGCAACUGUGUUAGCAGUUAAUAUAUAAAAAAGCCUGGCAACCAAAUCCUGUUGAAGCGCGCGAGACGCAAUGGAUCAAACAGUUAUUUGGAUUACUGCACUUUCCAUCGCCUUGGUGAUGGGAGAACAUCAGCCCAACUUUAAAGGACAAAUUGCUUUGAUUACCGGUGCUGCCGACGGUCUUGGCUUCGAGUGCGCCCACCAACUUUUGAGGGAUGGACUAAAGGGCGUUACCAUCGUCGACACAAAUCGGAUAAAGGGAAGAGAGGCCGCAAUGAAACUGAACGACGCAUUUGGACCCGGUAGGGCGAUUUUCAUUCCGACGAAUGUUUCGAAUGAGGUCGAAUUUGAAGUGUUUUGGAUUACUGCUGCACUUUCUAUCGCCAUGGUAUUGGGAGAAAAGCAGCCCAAAUUUGAAGGAAAAAUUGCUUUGAUCACCGGUGCGGCCGAUGGUCUUGGUUUCGGGUGCGCCAACCAACUCCUAAAGGAUGGACUAAAGGGCGUUACCAUCAUCGACAUAAAUCGGAUGAAGGGAAAGGAGGCCGCAAUUAAACUGAACGACGCGUUUGGACCUGGUAGGGCGAUUUUCAUUCCCGCUGAUAUUUCGAAUGACACCGAAUUUGAAGUCGCAUUCCAAGUUUCAAUGAAGCACUGGAAACGUCUAGACAUUGUCGUUAAUAACGCCGGAAUUGUGAACGAAAACAACUGGAGGUUAGCCGUGAAUGUAAAUGCAAUAGGCACACUCAAGGGGACCCUUCUCGGAUUUAAAUACAUGAGCAGCGCCAAAGGUGGACGAGGAGGAGUAAUAUUGAACAUGUCAUCGCUUGCCGCCAUUGUCGCGCCCGAUUUCUUCCCAGUGUACACGGCGACUAAAAGUUUUAUAAUAGGCCUUGGACGUUCCCUGGGUCAAGAUCUUUACUACGAGCAUAACCGCGUGCGGGUGGUCACGCUGUGCCCCGGUUUCACGAAAACGGACCUGAUCGCACCGGAACGAUUUGUAAACUCGCUGUCAGACGCAUUGAGCCCGUACGUCAAGCAAUCGGCUCUGGAAGGCCUGAAGAAUUUUCCGACGCAAGCUGUCGAUAACGUGUCGCGCGCAUGCGCAAAGGUUAUCAAGGACGGGAGCAAUGGAAGUGUGUGGAUUGUGGAGAACGACCUUCCGGCUUACGAGAUUAUUAUGCCCGAUAGAGAUUCUAUGCGUAAAACGGAUUCGUACGAUGUAGCAGACUACAUUUACUAAUCGUUCAUUUAAUACUUUUCUUUCUUGUUAACAAAGCAAUAAAUAUACCUUAGUCACUAGGUAUAAAACGUUC